Molecule: messenger RNA, 2710 nt
Organism: Pelobates fuscus (common spadefoot toad)
Lineage: Eukaryota; Metazoa; Chordata; Amphibia; Anura; Pelobatidae
Gene: TNFAIP3
Product: TNF alpha induced protein 3
Exons: 9
Coding region: 208-2532 (774 amino acids)
Biological process (GO): cytoskeleton organization; protein K33-linked deubiquitination; positive regulation of Wnt signaling pathway
Cellular component (GO): cytoplasm; nucleus
Molecular function (GO): DNA binding; K63-linked polyubiquitin modification-dependent protein binding; zinc ion binding
Source: RefSeq, a predicted model, not a curated record
GCAACGAGGCAAAGCAUUAACAUUAUCUUUACUGUGCGACAUCAAGUAAAGCUGAGAGGUUCAGCCAGGCCAGGGUCGGGUGUAAAACGAGAUCAGUACAGCAGGUGACUUGCAUGGAGCCUGGUCCCUUGACUGUUGCAGGAUCUACCAUUGCCAGGAAGUAAUGCUUAACCUGAUACUGUAAUAACAAGUAACUAUUAAAGCGAGAUGGCAAACCAGCAAGGUCUUCCUCAGGAUCUAUACAUGAGUAACAUGUUAAAAGCUAUAAAAAUCCGAGAUAAAACUCCACAAGAUAUCGUCAAGCCAAGCAAUGGAAUCAUUCAUCAUUUUAAAACCAUGCACCGAUACACUAUUGAAAUGUUUAUGAUUUGCCAAUUUUGCUCUCAAUUUCGGGAAAUACUACAGAACUGCCUUGUAGACAGAGCUAUGCAGAUCGCACUGGAGUCUCAAAAAAAACUCAAUGCCUGCAAGGAAGUUAAAAGGCUUGUCCCUCUAAAGACAAAUGGUGAUGGGAACUGUCUAAUGCAUGCCACUUCUAUGUAUAUGUGGGGUGUUCAGGACAUGGACCUUCUGCUGAGAAAAACCUUGUAUGAUGUCCUGAGGACUACAGAUACUCGAAACUUCAAGUAUCGUUGGCAAUUAGAAUGCAUAAAGUCCAUAGAGUUUGUACAAACAGGACUGCGUUACAAUACGAAGAAUUGGGAUGAAGAAUGGGAACAUCUUGUCCAAAUGGCAUCAGCUGAAACAUCUGAGGGCCGAGGUGGGCUCCAAUAUAACUGCCUUGAGGAAAUACACAUAUUUGUCCUAGUUAACAUCCUCCGGAGGCCUAUUAUCGUUCUUGCAGAUAAGGUUAUGAGAACCUUGGACUCUGGCUCCAGUUUUUCCCCUCUAAGUGUGGGUGGGAUUUAUUUACCUCUUCAUUGGCCUGUACAGGAAUGCUAUAAGCACCCCAUCAUUCUUGGAUAUGACUGCCAACACUUUGCACCUCUUGUAACUAUGAAAGACAGUGGACCUGAGAUACGAGCUGUCCCCUUGGUCUUUUAUGAAGGACGGAAAUUUGCAGACAUGAACGUGCAUUUUUUGACAGAGCGUGAGGAGAAACUGAAAGAGAAGCUGCUUAAAGAGUAUUUAUUGAUGUUGGAAAUUCCCGUACAAUGCUCGGAGCUUGGAACGAAUCAUUUAAUAAAUGCUGCCUGGUUGGAUGAAGGCAAUUUACCUAAUGAUAUAAAUUUAGUGGAAGAUUACUUAAAGCUGGCACAACACGAGUACAAGAGGUGGCAGGAGACUUCAGGGCAAAACAGCAACGGAACUGGUGCCAAGAGCAAAUUUGAGAUUUCUUUAAAUCAUCUGUCAAUUUUAGAAGUGAAAUGUAAGACUCCAAAUUGUCCUUUUUACAUGUCUGUGAGCACCAAACCCUACUGCCACGAGUGUUCCGAAAACAAGACAAGUGGUAAAUCUAACAAAGAAAAGACUGAAUCUGUUACAGCUGGAGAAGAAUAUUAUAAUCUCUCAAGACAAAUGGCAGGAGAUACAGAUGUGCGGCCACUUUCUGCUUUUGCAACUGCUCCUAGCCUUUUUCUCUUUAGUGAAACUAAUGCAAUGAAAUGUAAAACUCCUGACUGUCCUUUUACAUUAAAUGUGGGGCUCAAUGGAUUAUGUGAUCGCUGUCAUAAUUCCAAACAAAACCCCCAUCUCAACUGUAUUGAAAGGACAAGAAAUAGCAACAUUAUAAAUUGUAAUGUCUGUUUAAAGAAUACUACACGAACUUUUAAUGGUAUCUGCAGCUCUUGCUUUAAAAGGACUACAGAACAUUCUACCAGCUCAAGCUUCCCACCAGCUGGCCAUCAGAGGUCAAUCUCUGAACCUGCUAGUUUAUCAACCAGCAACCCAGAACUCCGAGAGCCACCUGCAGUUAUACAGUCAAUAGUGCCUUUUACUGUAGAAGAAAGAACAGUUAAUCAAAAGUGUAAAAAAUCUGGUUGUCCAUUUUUUGGAACGCUUCAGAAUGAAGGAUUCUGCACGAUAUGUUUCUUUGAAUUUCAAGCCAAUAAUGGAGUUCAUUCAAGACGAUCCCCUAAACCUCCCUCAGUCUCUGGUCAAAAUAAUGUCAGUGCUGCUGCUUUCAAAAACAUGUCUCAUUGCUUAGGACAAGAGUGCAGCACACUUGGGAGUACACUGUUUGAGGGUUACUGCCAGAAGUGUUUCAUUGAGGCGCAGAAUCAGCGUUAUCAAGAGGCCAGGCAUGCUGAUGACCGUAUGCUAAGGCAAACAGAGAGGAUGGGACAAACUAGGAUUUCAAAGCAUACAAACUCCCAGAUGAAAAUUUGUGCCCGAAGUCUCUGCAGCAAUGCAGUAGUCUGCCGAAGUGAAGAUGUCUGUGAACAGUGUAAGCAUAGAAAUGGUCACAAACAGCCAUCAGGAGAAGACAUUACAAAACAGCGAUGCCACGCUCCAGGCUGUGACCACUAUGGAAACAACAAGUGCAGUGGCUAUUGCAAUGAGUGCUACAAGUUUAAACAAUUAUACGGCUAGUGCAAACAAAAGGACUUUGUGUACUAUAUAUUUCUAGAAUUGGUGCUAUCUUCAAAACACUUUUAGGAUUUUCCCUGCUAUAAUAUAUGACAAUGUCUAUUAACGGUUAUUUGUUAAUUUUGAUUGCUUUUAAAUGUAUCUAUACAGUGUUUUGUGUAAUUAAUGUGGUUAUAUAAGU